Molecule: messenger RNA, 979 nt
Organism: Polypterus senegalus (gray bichir)
Lineage: Eukaryota; Metazoa; Chordata; Cladistia; Polypteriformes; Polypteridae
Gene: nrsn1
Product: neurensin 1
Exons: 3
Coding region: 269-865 (198 amino acids)
Biological process (GO): nervous system development
Cellular component (GO): neuronal cell body; transport vesicle; neuron projection
Source: RefSeq, a predicted model, not a curated record
UCAAUCAUUUUCCUAUUGUAGCAUGCAAUUCACGCGGACGUGUGGUGCAUCAGCUAGUGCUGAAUUUGUUUUGGAAAGACGGCUGUUUGUUUAAGCUACGCAAGGACGAUACGUCACGGGUAGCGGGCAUGUAAAGAGAAGGUUACAGAGAGGAUGCUCCCGACUUCGACACCGGCUUAAAAAAACAGGCUUCGGAUGCAUUGUAGACGUGGUGCUGCAAACCAUAAAAUGCCAUAAAGCUGAUGUUUUCACUGCUCAGAUGUGAAGGAUGCGUUCCUGCUCAGAGAUCUGUGCGUCAGAGAAGGUUGAGCACGCGCACAGUGCUGCUGAGGGUAACUAUCGACGCUAUGGAGUUCGAUCAUACUUACACCAGUUUUAUGAAGACUGCACUGCCUCAAUCUGGGAACAUGAUGAAGAUUUUCAGAUUCAGAGAUCACCAAGCAGGUGGAGCUCUGUUCUCUGGAAGGUCGGACUCAUGUCAGGAACCAUCAUUCUCUUAACGGGCCUGAUAGUCAUCGCAGUUGGCUAUGUCGUACCACCAAAGAUUGAAGCCUUUGGGGAAGAUGAAUUACUUUUCAUCGACAGUCAUGCAAUCCAGUUUAACAAGGCUCUAGACAUCUGCAAGCUUGUCGGGGCCAUUCUGUUCUGCGUUGGAGGAACCCUGAUGGCAAUCUGCCUUCUGAUGUCUGCCUUUGCUAAAAGCUACUCUAAAGAGGAGACUUAUCUGCAGCAAAAGUUUAAGGAGAGAAUAGCGGAACUGCAAGCAUCGGCGCACCCAAUUACCAAGGCACCCACACCCGGAGAGAGCCGAAUCCCCGUCACCCUCUCCAAGGUGCAAAAUGUCCAACCUCCUCCUGAGACCUGAUGUUAAAUGUUGAUGUCAGUGGCAAAUUGUUUUUCCAAAGGUUAGCCCCCUACGAUUGAGUAGAAAGGAAAGUGGCAGAAGAAAAAUUAAUAAAUUAUCAUUUAUUCAUGUGCA